AGAAUGAUGACGGACAAGCGCAGGGGGAGGGGAGCGGUCGGCGCGAGGAGGCGCGGGGGAAUGACGAGCGGCGCGCCGGGCGGCUUGGCAGCAUGGCGUCCGUUGCCUUGAGCGAGGCCGAGAAGGUGUAUAUAGUGCACGGCAUUCAGGAAGACCUCCGUGUGGAUGGCCGUGGCUGUGAGGAUUACCGAUGUGUUGAAGUGGAAACCGAUGUGGUGUCCAACACCAGCGGGUCUGCCAGGGUCAAGCUGGGUCACACAGACAUCUUGGUGGGAGUGAAAGCGGAAAUGGGGAUGCCGAAGCUGGAGAAACCAAAUGAAGGUUACUUGGAGUUCUUUGUUGACUGUUCAGCCAAUGCUACCCCUGAAUUUGAAGGUCGAGGAGGUGAUGAUCUUGGCACGGAGAUUGCUAACACCCUCUCCCGGAUAUUUAACAAUAAGAGCAGCGUGGACCUCAAAUCCCUCUGCAUUAGUCCACGGGAGCACUGCUGGAUUCUCUAUGUGGACGUGCUGUUGCUGGAAUGUGGUGGAAAUUUGUUUGAUGCCAUCUCUGUUGCUGUGAAGGCUGCUCUAUUCAAUACAAGGAUCCCAAGAGUUCGUGUUCUAGAGGAUGAAGAGGGGUCAAAGGACAUUGAACUGUCUGAUGACCCUUAUGACUGUGUUCGGUUAAGUGUGGAGAAUGUCCCUUGCAUCAUCACCCUGUGCAAAAUUGGUUAUCGGCACGUGGUGGAUGCUACUCUUCAGGAGGAGGCCUGCUCCUUGGCCAGCUUGCUGGUAUCCGUGACCAGCAUGGGAGUUGUGACAUGCAUGAGAAAAGUGGGGAAGGGCAGCCUGGACCCAGAAAGCAUCUUUGAGAUGAUGGAGACUGGCAAACGAGUGGGCAAGGUGCUGCAUGCCUCCCUGCAAAGUGUUCUGCACAAGGAAGAAAGCCUGGGGCCCAAGAGACAGAAAGUUGGAUUUCUAGGGUGAUUCGUGCAUCAACCCUCUACUGUGGAGUGUUUGUUUUUACUUUUCCUUUUAAGCCAAAGUUUGUAUACAUUUUUCUUAAUUGUUAAGAAUUUUAGGCAACAUUUAUAAACAUAAAAUUAAAGUCUAUUUUCUGGU
This is a messenger RNA of Manis pentadactyla (Chinese pangolin), 1103 nucleotides long. RefSeq names its product exosome component 7 (gene EXOSC7). Gene Ontology annotation, cellular component: nuclear exosome (RNase complex); cytoplasmic exosome (RNase complex). The transcript is spliced from 8 exons. NCBI's taxonomy places the organism in Eukaryota, Metazoa, Chordata, Mammalia, Pholidota, Manidae. The coding region runs from base 93 to 968 and encodes 291 amino acids. Gene Ontology annotation, biological process: nuclear mRNA surveillance; U5 snRNA 3'-end processing; exonucleolytic trimming to generate mature 3'-end of 5.8S rRNA from tricistronic rRNA transcript (SSU-rRNA, 5.8S rRNA, LSU-rRNA). The record is from RefSeq and is a predicted model, not a curated record.